This is a messenger RNA of Emiliania huxleyi CCMP1516, 3513 nucleotides long. RefSeq lists its product as hypothetical. NCBI's taxonomy places the organism in Eukaryota, Haptophyta, Isochrysidales, Noelaerhabdaceae. The record is from RefSeq and is a predicted model, not a curated record. The transcript is spliced from 12 exons. The coding region runs from base 1 to 3513 and encodes 1170 amino acids.
AUGAACGACGCGUCGCCGUGCGUGCCUGACUACUACGGCCAGGCAAUGAACGACGAUUCGCCCGCCGCCGCUUCGACGCGCGCCGAGAGGCGCUACAUGGUCGACUUCAAUGAGAGCGAGGGCGAGUCGGCUUUCUUGGUUGAGGGGGCACAGGUUCAGACCGAGCUCGGGCCAACGGCUUCCGUCAAGGCCGGCAUCACUUCGCUGCCGCCUUCGCUCCUCGGAGCUGAGGCGUGCGGCGUCAACAACGACGUCGUUGUGAAGGAGGAGGCCGCCACUCAGGAGGCCACCUCCGAGGAGGCCGUCGUCGCCGAGGAGUCCGCCACCGAGGAGGCGACCAUCAAGUCCGCCGCCGCCGAGGAGGCCGUCGCCGAGGAGGCUGCCAAGGAGGUCGAGAAGCCGGCCAAGACCGUUUCCAACACGCCCGACCCAGCGGACACCACCUGCUACCCGGGCCUGCCCACGCCGGCGGAGGGGGGGAAGAGCGGGCCCGCGUCGGCCCGCAGCGGCUCCGGACCGGGCUACGUGGACGGCGUCGAGGCCGAAGUCCGCCGGCUGGGCGAGAGCGUCGUCUACCAGGCUACGCCCACCGACGGCAAGAAGUCGCCGUCGCCGGGAGUCCCCACUUCCGGCGGCAUUGCGCCCGUGGCGCCCAAGCCCCUUGGCGCGGUCGCGGGCGCGGGGCAGGCUGAGGCCGAAGCCGCCGAGGAGCGCAAGUACUGGCUUGGCAUUAACAACAAGGCGAAGGCGGCGCUCGAUCUCAACCACGUCCGGCAAGGCGCCAUCCGCCGCUGGCACGCGGCGGCCAACUGCGUGCAGGGCGGCUACACGAAGGCCGAGGGCGCCUUCCGGUGGCUGCUCCUCGUCUGCAUGCCCGCCUUCGGCCACUGCGCGCCCGCCGUGCCUAGCCCGACGGCGGUGGCCUCGGCCUUCUCGUCUGCCGUCGCCUCGGCGUCCUCUACCUUCUCAUCCGGCGUCGCCUCGGCGGCGUCCUCGGCCUUCUCGCCCGCCGUCGCCUCCAAGGCGUCCUCGCUCGUGAGCUGCUCGCCGCUUCUCAUGCCCGCCCUCGUGCUCAUCCUCCUCGCCAUCGCUUGCGUCGCCUCCUGGCCGACCGCGGCGAGCGGAAAGGGGGCUCGGCGCUGCGUGGCGUGGGCCGUCUGCCUCACCGCCGCCAUCGCGUGCCUCCCCGGUGCAGCAGCGGCUCCCGUGGAAUCCUCUGCGUCGAGCACCACUUUCUCGUGGUUCACGGAGGGUGGUGCGAUACCUCUCUCUUUCCUCUUCGCCGUGAGCGUGUUUGCUGCCACGGCCGACUUCGUGCUCCGGCAGCUGCGCGGGCGGCGCAACAGCACGGCGGCCUUCUCUCCGCCCGUCUUCUCGCCGCCGCCAUCGCCGCCAGAGUCCGCCGGCGGCCCGUCGGACGUGGUGAGGACCUCGUCGGCGGUGAUGCGGGUCGUCGACAAGUUCAGCUCUCUCAUGCGGCCGCCGCCCAGGAGGCCGCUUCUUCCGAGGCCGUCGACUGCGUACGUCAACUCGCGUCGUAUCCGCAGCGGCCCAAUCCUCUCGGCGGGGGGGUCGCCGCCCACUCACCCAGUCCCCGCCACUUCGCGCGACAUGGUGGGAAGGUCGCUUGAUGUUCGGCCACCGAUGCACCGCUGCAUCGUUUGGCUGCUCACGGCAGUGCUCACCUCGCGCGUGUUUCGGGUUGUGAGAGAGCAGAUCUACGGCCGGAAGGUCCAUCGGCUGAGACGUCAUGUGGAGGUGGUCAACGGGCAGUCUGUCGUGCGCUACAAGAGGGAAAACAGCGUGAGGCGGGAGAGUGAGCUCCGCUCCUUCGCACUGAUCCCGCUGACGAUGACCGUCCUCUGGCUGGUCGCCACGAUUUUCGAUGCCUGGGCUACUCUGCCACCCAACAUCUCUCGCACCGUGAGCGAGCCGCCAAACUCCACCGUCUUUGGCAUUGCCGCAGGAGAGCGGCCGCCCUUCAUCGGCUGUGAGUAUUGCGAGCAGCAGUGCGCGCCUUGCGCCACGUGCUACGACGGAUGGACUCACGUCUAUGAGAACCGCUUCGACCGUUGCGCAGCGUCAGCCGGGCCAUGCGGCUACCCCUUUGGCGCGCUGCGCCACUGCUCUGUUCAGUGUGCGCCCUUCUUUGCGCUUGGCCGGCAGGGGCUGCACUGCAUCGAGAGGUCGGACGACUUUUCGGCGUUCGCCCUCGUUGCUCAUCCAGACAGCACCGGCAGCGGACGAGAAUUUUGCGAGUACCGCGACCCUUCGUUGCCCAUCGUCCGCGGCGUCGACCCAUGGGGUCAGGGUCGGCGCUGGCCGCUCGUCGUGUUCCUCAACGGGCGCGGGACGUGUGGGAAUCUCGCGCUUUGGAACUUCCAGCUCCACGGGCUGCGCCACUGGUAUGGCUUCCUCCUCCUCAUGCCCGACAGCGUCAGGCACGCCAAAGGGCGAUUCUGGUGCACGCCUGUUGACAUGCUCCACGCGCCCGACGCGUGCGGUGGCAGUGACGACGACGCAUACAUCUGGUCGCUGGUUGAGGAGGUACGGAGCGAUUACGAGAUCAGCGACGUGAUCAUCAUGGGCUGGAGCAACGGCGCGGGCUUAGCCACGACGAUGGCAUGCAAUCACGCCUCCGACUUGCUCGGCGCCAUUGUCGUUGCGGGCGGCGACGCGCACACCUACGCCAUCCCGGACCACCCGUCGUACUCGCGCGGUUGCCAGCCGGAUGGCCCCGUGCACAUGCUAUACCUUCACGACCCCAACGACUUGAUCGUCCACUACAGCAACGCCGUCGCCAACGUCGAACAUGCGGCCAAUGCCAGCGGCUGCGACACCUCCGUCUGCCCCGCGCCGCAGCGCCGACUCGACCUUGUGCGGCACUUGGAGGGCGUUCAGAGGGUCGGCGGCGACAUUCUGAACCUUGGUCCCCGUCCGAGGAUGGAGACGACCCUCUUUGCGUACCGCCACUGCCUGCCGGGAGGCUCCGCCGAGAUGAUGGUGUUAAUGGGGUACGGGUACCUGUCGGGGCAAACCAGCCAUGGGACGAUCUUGUCCUUCUCCUUGCCCGCAGUUGGCCACAUCCUCGGCUUUGGUCAGCCAAAUGAUCAGGGAGUGCAUUUCGCGUUCACAAAGCGUGCACUCGACUGGAUGUGGGCCAAGGGCGGCUACCAUCCGUCCGCUGCCCGUGAAGGCCGCCAUCUCACCAUGUUUGCUGCCCGCAGCCUUGACCACGCCGGCAACUUGCGCUGCUCGAUCUACACCGACUAUCACGACGCCAACAAGAACUUCAUUUGUGUCCUGAUCGCUGUGCCCUUGUGUGGGCUCGCCGCCGUGAUCUCCCUUUGCUUCAUUCAGGGGAUGCGCGACCUGCGGAAAGCGGCGAAAGCAGGCGGCUUAAUGCGGGCAGGAGCUGUGAUUGCUCCGGCCCCUCGCAGCAUUACGUUCCACGACGUGGCGCCAAGCGCCGCACAAGCCGAGGAGAUGGAGGCUGCGGAAGCACGGCGCUAG